AUGCAGGAUUCUUACGAGCCGCCAGGAGAUGGCAACUUGGAGGAUGUUCUUCACUAUAUCAGGAGUGGCAUUGACAUCAACACUAGCAACCCUAAUGGACUGAAUGCUCUUCACCUUGCCGCGAAGGAGGGUCAUGUCAAGGUUGUGGCAGAACUCCUUCGACGAGGAGCUAAUGUUGAAGCAGCAACCAAGAAAGGGAACACAGCGCUGCACAUUGCCUCACUGGCUGGACAUGAGGAGAUUGUCCAGAAACUUGUGGAGAGUGGAGCCCAGGUCAAUCUUCAGGCGCAGGCUGGGUUUACCCCACUGUACAUGGCAUCCCAAGAGGGACAUGCAGAAGUGGUCAAAUAUCUGUUGUCUAAUGGAGCUAACCAGGGUCUGUCAACUGAGGAUGGCUUCACCCCAUUGGCUGUGGCUCUCCAGCAAGGUCAUGACAAGGUCGUCUCCGUGCUCCUGGAACAUGAUGCCAAGGGAAAGAGUGGCUUCACCCCCCUUCAUAUUGCUGCUCACUAUGGGAACAUCAAUGUGGCCAAACUGUUGAUUCAGCGUGGAGCAGACGUGAACUUCAAAGCUAAGGAUGGGCUGACCCCACUUCAUUGUGCAGCCAGAAGUGGACACGAUGCUGUAGUGGAUGCACUGCUUGAAGCUGGUGCUCCUAAUUCAGCCAAAACAAAGAAUGGCUUCACCCCACUUCACAUUGCCUGCAAGAAGAACCGCAUCAAGAUUGUUGAGCUGCUUCUCAAGUACGGCGCUUCCAUAGAAAGCAAAACAGAG
Messenger RNA from Candidula unifasciata, 774 nucleotides. The record is from the annotation of a GenBank genome assembly. Lineage: Eukaryota; Metazoa; Mollusca; Gastropoda; Stylommatophora; Geomitridae.